This is a messenger RNA of Monoraphidium neglectum, 441 nucleotides long. RefSeq names its product Transmembrane protein 97. Lineage: Eukaryota; Viridiplantae; Chlorophyta; Chlorophyceae; Sphaeropleales; Selenastraceae. The coding region runs from base 1 to 441 and encodes 146 amino acids. Gene Ontology annotation, cellular component: endoplasmic reticulum. The record is from RefSeq and is a predicted model, not a curated record. The transcript has 4 exons.
AUGCUGACUGCACAUGCGCGACCCCGAGCAGUACUGCCGGAGCAGUAUGCCAAGGACUUCCCCCAGUUUGCAAAGGAUCUGCUGCAGUGGCACAUCAAGACCAAUGGCGACCAUUUGGUGCGCGACAACCCGACCUGGUUCGUGACGUUUGUUUGGUGCGAGGUGUGCAUCCAGUUGCCCUUCUUCCUCAUCGCCACAUACGCCUACAUUGCAGGCAAGAGCUGGAUCCGCAUCCCGGCCAUCAUGUACGGCGUCCACGCUGCCACCACCGUGCUGCCCAUGCUGGCGGAGUUCCACCUCGCCAGCCAUAUCACCGCCGCGCAGAAGCAGGCGCUCAUUGCCAUGUAUGGUGCCUACGCGGUGAUCCCCAUGCUGCUGGCCCUCAACAUGGCACUCUGCAGGGUGCCCUUCCCGGCAGCCAAGAAGAAGAAGACCGCGUGA